Molecule: messenger RNA, 3150 nt
Organism: Musa acuminata subsp. malaccensis (wild Malaysian banana)
Lineage: Eukaryota; Viridiplantae; Streptophyta; Magnoliopsida; Zingiberales; Musaceae
Source: RefSeq, a predicted model, not a curated record
CUGUCCAAAUCUAUAAUGGUGGAGAGGGUGCCAAGGUUAGGACACACAAGUCCAAGAUUCGCAGCAACAAAGAUGAGAAGCAGCACUAGCAGAUAGAAAAGGAGGACGAUCCAUGUACGAUCUCUAUUUGACCCGUAAGGAGCAGGGAUCUGAGUCGGGUUGAUGUUAUAUCGACUCUCGACCAGCCUCUUUCGUCGGGGAAGAGAGGGGGAAAUGGCCGCAGGAAUGAGAUGCUUCAGCUCUCCCAAGAUAUGGAGAUUAGCUCUGCUGCUACACUUGGCUUUAGCUGUUGCCGGUGUCGAAGGACAGUCCACAGGAAGCUUGGCUGUGCAGGUUUCAUCUACAUCGACUGCGGGAUCCCGGAGAACACUUCCUAUGUCGACGCAGUCACGGGCAUAACCUACGUCUCCGACGACCAAUUCGUCGACGCCGGCAUAAACUACAAGGUGUGGUCGGCGUACGUGCCGAGCACUCUCGCUCGACGGUACGAGACUGUGCGAAGCUUCCCGGUGGGAGCUCGCAGCUGCUACACGUUCGAGUCCACGACGCCGGGGCUCAAGUAUCUUGUCCGAGCAACCUUCUUGUACGGGAACUACGACCUCAAGGACAAGCCGGUGCAGUUCGACCUCUACCUCGGCGUCAACCUGUGGAAGACGAUCAAUAUCACCAACCCAACGGCUUACUUCUUCACCGAGGUCGUGGCCGAGGCCGCGGCGGGUCCGAUGUCGGUGUGUCUGGUGAACACGGGCCUCGGAACUCCGUUCAUAUCGGGGUUGGACUUGAGGCCGAUGGGGACCUUUCUGUACCCGAUGGUCGGCGCCGCUCGUAGUCUGGUCCUCUUGAAACGGCUCAACAUGGCGAGUAGCGCCGACAUCAGGUUUCCUUUGGAUCGUUACGAUCGCUACUGGUUCCCCUUCAACGAACCUGAGUGGAAGAACAUGAGCACCACGUCCACCGUCCAGAAUCCUGCAGAUGAUCAUUUCCAGGUGCCUUCCGCCAUCAUGCAGACUGCAGUCUACCCUGCCGACUCCACCAAGCUCGAAAUCAGUCUCACAACAGAGCCGGGAGACGUCGAUGAACUCUAUGCCGUCAUGUACUUCUCCGAGCUGCAGACACCGCCAUUGCAGAAUGCUACGACGCGGCGGUUCUUUGUCUACCUCAACGGAGCCCCGUUGAAUGAUGCCCAACCUCUCGCUCCGGAGUAUCUCCGUUCUCACACUCUGUACAACACCGAUCCUGCAGCUGGAAAUGGUCAGUACAACAUCUCUCUCGUUGAAGCGAGCGAUUCCAAGCUGCCACCCAUCCUCAAUGCCCUGGAAGUCUUAUCGGCAAUGCGAAACACCAACAUGGCAUCAGAUAGCAGAGAUGUUGGUGCCAUGAUGGCGAUCAAGGAGUUGUAUCAGGUGAAGAGGAACUGGGCGGGCGAUCCAUGUGCUCCUAAAGCUUAUACAUGGGAUGGAUUGAACUGUACUUUCAGUUCAUCUGGUAUUCCAAGGAUCACUGCAGUCAAUCUAUCAUACAGUGGAUUGACCGGUGAAAUGAUCACUUCUUUUGCCAACCUCAGUGCACUUCGUAUCUUGGAUUUAUCUCACAACAAUUUGACAGGAUCAAUACCUGAUGCUCUAGCAUUUCUGCCAUCCCUCAAGCUCUUAGAUUUGACAAACAACCAACUUGAAGGAUCAGUUCCUUCUGCUCUUAUUGCCAAAUCGCAAAAUGGGUCGAUUGCUUUAAGAAUCGAAGGCAACCCAAAUAUUUGUAUCGAUACCACUUCAUGCAAGGCAAAGCCGAAGUCAAGCCGGAAGAGAAAGAUUGCAGUGCUUACGAUCAUUAUUUCUUGCAUAGUUCCUGUCAUCAUACCCCUCUUGGUGGUAGUCAUCCUGUGCAUAGUGAGAAAGCAGCAAGCAUCAAAAAGAGGUACCACUGAGAAGCUGCAGAAUGAAGGCACAUUACAACUAGAGAAUCGAAAAUUCACAUACAUUCAGCUGCAGAAGAUCACUAACAACUUUGAGAGAACCCUUGGAAAAGGAGGAUUUGGAACGGUUUAUUAUGGCCGUUUGGAAGAUGGGACUGAAGUUGCUGUGAAGAUGCUAUCUCAAACAUCAUCACAAGGGACGAAAGAAUUCCUCGCUGAGGUUCAGCACUUGACAAGGGUGCAUCACAAGAAUCUAGUUUCUAUGGUUGGCUAUUGCAAGGAUGGAGGAGAUCAUCUAGCUCUUGUCUACGAGUAUAUGUCUCAGGGAACCCUGAAAGAUCAUCUUAGAGGUACUUGCAGUGCUAUGCUUUUGAGUUGGAGACAGCGUCUCCAGAUUGCUCUUGAAGCCGCACUAGGGCUUGAGUAUCUGCACACAGGGUGCAAGCCUCCACUGAUUCAUAGAGAUGUAAAGAGUGCAAACAUCCUCUUGAAUGAGAGGCUAGAAGCCAAGAUAUCAGAUUUUGGGCUGUCCAAGGCUUUCCUAAGUGAUGACCACACUCAUAUUUCCACAAAGGUUGUUGGCACCCUGGGAUACCUUGAUCCAGAGUACUACAUAAAGAACCAACUCAGCCAGAAGAGUGAUGUGUACAGCUUCGGGGUGGUUCUCUUGGAACUCAUCACAGGUCAACCUCCUGUGCUAAGCGAUCCAGAGAGCAGUCACCUGGUUGAAUGGGUUCGCCGGAAGCUUGCGAAAGGCAACAUUGAGGAGGUCGUGGAUGCGAGACUGCAGCAGGAGUACUGCCUCAACUCUUCUUGGAAGGUCGCCAACAUCGCACUGGAGUGCGUCGCACAUUCCUCCGUCAGGAGGCCGACGAUGACAGAGGUGGUCCUGCAGCUAAAGGAGAGUUUGGCACUGUGCAAUGCUGGUGAGGAGAACCAGUACCAGAACAUGUGCAGCAACAUCUUGUACACGGAAUCCAGUGAGAUUAGUAAGGUUGGUACACUCCGACUACAAGAAACAGACAGCGAUGGGCCUUCAGCAAGAUGACAUUGAUGAUACCAUGUCUGUUGUCUUUGUUCAUCUUGGUCUUUAUCAGAGUUUGCUUCUUCUAUAGCAGGAAGGCCUUCCAAAUGAUCGGCACUGGUGAAAUCUUAGGCCGGUUUGGAAUUGUGUGAACCUUGAGAGAAUGACUGGAUUUCUGGUACAGCAUAAAUAAUCACAGAAUUUACCCGGUCAA